Messenger RNA from Lottia gigantea (owl limpet), 1346 nucleotides. RefSeq lists its product as hypothetical. The transcript has 5 exons. Lineage: Eukaryota; Metazoa; Mollusca; Gastropoda; Lottiidae. The coding region runs from base 364 to 600 and encodes 78 amino acids. The record is from RefSeq and is a predicted model, not a curated record.
UCUGAGAAGAUAUCUGGAGUCAGUGUUAUUGGUUUCAACUCUCCACUGUAUUAUGCCAAUGCUGAAUUAUUCGUCAAAAACGUCUACAGAAUUACAGGCGUCAAACCAGAACGAUUCCGAAAAAUUCUGAAAAAAUUGAAUCUAGACAAUCAAUUUACGAUUGGCGAUCCUGAACAGAAAAACGGUACAAUAAGCCAACAAGACUUAGUUCCUAAGGAACAUAUAAGGUUACAAUUAGAGCGAGGAAGUAUCGUUUCAGUAGACUCUUAUAUCAGUACGGGUAGUGUCAGUUCUCUAGGUAAUGAUAAACCAGACGUUGACGAUCCUCGCCCCUUCCAUCAUCUCAUUAUCGACUGCUCGGCCAUGCACUUUGUGGAUCCUGUUGGUGUCAAAAUACUCAAAUUAUUAAUAUCAGAUUAUGAAGGUUGUGGUAUUACAGUUUUCUUAGCUGCUGUAAACGAUGAUGUAUGGCGUAUUUUUGAAGCAACGGAGUUUGUAGAUAAACAUAGUGAUAAGAUAUAUUUAACAGUAUUAGAUGCAGUAACUGCUGCUAGACAAUCUGAGUAUUAUCCUGAUUAUGAGGUGAUGACGCAUAUGUAAACACGUCAUAUAUACUAAGACUAUGUAACUCAGGUUAUAAGAAAAAUGGGCAUUUGGCGUGCUUGAAUGGUGCUAGAACGUGCUUCCUGUAAGAUUUGGAUUAAGUCUGGAAUUUUAUGAAUACUUAAAUCAAAUUCGGCCUUGUAUUAUAUACAUAGAAUACUUCUACCAUUCCGUACGUGAACCUUGCAACAAUGGUAACGAGUUGUAAACUUUAAACCUUUGCUGUUCGGACCACGAAACCUUAAGGUGUGACACAUUUAUGUUACAAUGCAAUAUUUGUUUUCCUGAAAUUGGAAUUGGGUUCCAAUGACGUCAUAGUUAUAUAAAUGUUAUAAUUGUAAUUGUAUAUAAAUGAUUUUUAAUUGGAUUCCAAUGACGUCAUAGUUAUACAAAUGUUAUAAGUGUAAUAGUAUAUGAAUGAAUCCCGAUUUGAAUUGGGUUCCAAUGACGUCAUAAUUAUAUAAUUGUUAUAUUUGUAAUUGUAUAUAAAUGAAUCCCGAUUUGAAUUGGGUUACAAUGACGUCAUAUAUUUGUAUUUGUGAUUGUAUAUAUAUGAAUCCCGAUUGGAAUUGGGUUCCAAUGACGUCAUAUAUUGGUAUUUGUGAUUGUAUAUAAAUGAAUCCCGAUUGGAAUUGGGUUGUGUAAUAAUUAUAUAAAAGUUAUAUUUGUACUUCUAAUUGUAUAUAAAUGAAUCCCGUGAAUAAGGCAUAAAACUUGUAGAAAUAUAUAUUUUAAUACAUGCC